GUGUGACCUAAAUAUAGUGUUUGCUAACUAUUAACACGUCUACUUUGUUUAGUAGUUAAUCAUAUUCCAGAGAUACUACAUACAUAUGUCUUGUUUUGACAGAUUUGAGGGAAUACUGUUCGUUUUUGUCCGAGCAUUCUAGCAGCUAACAGGCUAGCUCUUUGUCUAGCAUGCUAGCUAACGGGCUAGCGCUUGGUUUUAGUGUUUGCUAACUAUUAACACGUCUACUUUGUUUAGUAGUUAAUCAUAUUCCAGAGAUACUACAUACAUAUGUCUUGUUUUGACAGAUUUGAGGGAAUACUGUUCGUUUUUGUCCGAGCAUUCUAGCAGCUAACAGGCUAGCUCUUUGUCUAGCAUGCUAGCUAACGGGCUAGCGCUUGGUCUAGCAUGCUAGCUAGCAGCUGCCGGGCUAGCCAUAGUCCGUCUUCAUGUUUUGUCGGAAGAUACACAUCACACUGUUGGGUCAUUUUUGUUCUUUUGCAAUUUUUGCGGUGCUAGUAUUCUUGUUUACGUCCUGGCCGUGACGUGGAGCACGGUCGAAAGAGCUAGCUAGCAACAGCUAGCUAGCUGGCUGUUGCUAGCUAGCUGGCUGUGCACGUGGCCCCAGUACGCGUUUUGCCCCUCAACUGGACCGAUACCGAUUGGUAUCCGGCCGCGCAAGUACUUUAAAUAAAACAAUUUCUUUAUUUUAGUUAGUUAUUUAUUAUUACCUCAACAUAAAAAACACAAUAUAUACAUUAUAUAUCAAUGUAGAUCAAUACAGUCUGCAGGGAUAAAGUCCAUAAGCACACAUGCUUGUAUUUCUUUAUGAAAAAAAUACUAAUUACUUACAGGAAAUUAAGUGUAGUCUCUGAAAGGGGUAACAUUGCUUUUAAAGGCAGGACCCGCAGCAAGACAUACAAUACUAGCACAUACAUCAUGAAAACAUGUUUUUUUUUUGUCAUUGUAAGAGGGCUAAAUUACUUAUCUGAAAAUUCUUUUUAUACAUUUUGUUAUGAUGUCAGGUUUGGGACAGGUGUGAUGUUUUUUUUCGCUUAUAUGCCGUGUGCGUUUGGGCCAACUGCUUUCUGAUCAUUCUUUAUUUAAAAGAAUAUGCUGCUGAUGUUCAGUAGCAGUACUGAAGUCACGUGAGUGUUAAUGCUGCUAUAAGAUGAUGUCUUUAAUGUGGUUUGCCUUUUGUUACAACCCUUUUGGAAGUGCAAGGUUAUAGAGAUAUACACAAUUUGCUGUUAAACAAAACCUAUGUCUAUUCUCUGAUUCCAGAUUGUGAUUCCAGGUUGUGUGCGAACUGCUUCUGGUGAAUUGUUUCAGAGUUGUGAGCACAAAAGUUGACAGACACACGCAUAUAUACAUAACAGACACACGCAUAUACAUAACAGAUAUACAUACAUCAAUCACACAGACACACUUACUGAAAAAGCACACAAACACACAUCACAUAGUUCCUGCUAAGAUGCCGCGUGCCAAGGGCCACAAGCGGGCACUAGCCUCCAGGACCAAGAUGGCAGAGCGGCAGUCUUCGACCCCCAUGCCUCCUGUCCCUGAGUUCGUCUCUCGGCGCGGCACUGGGUUCCGCCACCGCGUGCGGAGGUGGCCAACUUCGCACCUGACUGGCCGUCAGGUGAAGUUUGUCCCUCCAGCUAUCGACCCGGAGAAGAAGACUGUCUUCUUCAUCGGCGACUCCCACCUGAGGGGCCUGGUGGAUGGGGAUGUCGCCUUACCCAAGGUACCGCUCUCUUUCUCUUUUUUGUCUGUUCCAGGUGGAGGUGCAGCUGACCUGAGGACAGAGGUGGGGCGCCUGGAGUUCCCGUGGACCCCGGAUGUCGUCUGCGUGCUGGCCCCGAGCAACGACCUGGACCGUGGGCCCUCCUCCGCUGCGGCGGAGUUCGGCGCCCUCCUGACCAGCGUCCGCAGCCGCUGGCCCAAGGUGUUUGUUCUGGACUUCCCCCCGCGUCUGAACAAACCCGUGGGCCUGCAGGAUCAGCUGCGUCAGGAGCACCGCCGCGUCGCAGCACGCAUGGGUGUCCCAUUCGUGGCUGUGACCGACAGCUUCCUGCUGGAUCGGUUGGAGCUGUGGUGUCAUGACGGCGUGCACCUCAGCGACACAGGUGGCUCGCCCAUCCUGGUGAAGCUGUUGUGCGACGCCGCCCUCACCCUCUUCCCAACUGACCCCCCUGCGCCUCCUUCCCCUCUGACGGACUGCCUGGAUCCCCAGACGUGGCCCAGGCUUGGAGACGAGGGAGAGAUGGACUGCAUCCCUGCAUCUGCUGGCUUUUGGAGGAAGAUGGCAGAGCGGCAGUCACGGACCCCCAUGCCUCCUGUCCCACAGUUCGUCGCUCGUGGCCCGCCCAUCCUGGUGGAGCCUGCGCCUUCUUCCCCUCGUCGGAGGUCGCCACCGGCCCAGGUGACGGGGCCAGACCCCCUGCCCCGUCGGCGCCAGGAUCCCCGGAGGUGGACAACGGUUGGACGGGAGCGAAAGGCUGGAACACUGCCGGUGCAACAGUCCCUUCCCAUCCCGUCCAACCCUGUGUGGUUCAGCAGUCCUAUGUUGGAUGCCAUGGAGGAGUUCGCUCCUUCCUCUGACUCCAACUGCACUGCUGUCCCACCACCUGGCCAGGUAAUGUGUCUCAUUCACUUCUUUCUACGUAUAGUGUCAAUAACGCAUCUAAGACACUGAUGAACAACAUUUUCUGUGUAAUAAUCCAUUCAUCCAUCUUCUACUGCUUAUCCGGGCUUGGGUCGCGGGGGCAGCAGCCCAAUCAGACUUCCCUCUCCUCAGCCACUUCCACCAGCUCUUCCCGGGGGAUCCCGAGGCGCUCCCAGGCCUGCUGAGAGACAUAGUCUCUUCUGCGUGUCCUGGGUCUUCCUCGUGGUCUCAUACCGGUGGUACAUGUCCUGAACACCUCAACAGCAAGGCAUCCUAAUAAAAUGCCCAAGCCACUUUACAACUGUUAUUACUAUAAUUACCAUUAUUACCCCUAGUUGUUAAUCAAAUGUUGGGAUAUUUUUGAGUAUGUGAUACAUACUUGUAAAAUAUCCAAUUAAGUAUGCCUUAA
This is a messenger RNA of Entelurus aequoreus (snake pipefish), 3056 nucleotides long. RefSeq lists its product as uncharacterized. The record is from RefSeq and is a predicted model, not a curated record. The transcript is spliced from 10 exons. The coding region runs from base 1454 to 2677 and encodes 407 amino acids. Lineage: Eukaryota; Metazoa; Chordata; Actinopteri; Syngnathiformes; Syngnathidae.